Molecule: messenger RNA, 878 nt
Organism: Magallana angulata
Lineage: Eukaryota; Metazoa; Mollusca; Bivalvia; Ostreida; Ostreidae
Exons: 4
Coding region: 1-681 (226 amino acids)
Source: RefSeq, a predicted model, not a curated record
AUGGAAUUGUUUGCGUGGAUUCUGCUGCUGUCGCCAUUGUUUCAAGAGUGCUUGGGAUCUGAAGUCUGGAAAAUCGUCCCCCGGCUUCUAGAUGGAGGGAUAGCGGAAAUACCCUCGAAGUCCUACAACGGAAGUACUACAUUUCUGUGCGCAUUGGAAUGCCAGAUGAGACCAACAUGUCAACUUUUCCGUUAUAACUCAAACACAUCAGAGUGUGACUUGUAUGAUGGAAUAAAAUUUAAAAGAACCUCAUACGUUCACCGAAACCAGUUUUAUCAGAAGAUGCCUGAUCAUUGUGUGACAGGGCGUGACGAAUGGUUCCCCGAGUGUCAGACUUGCAUUUGGAUUCCGACCCACGUUUCUCCAUACGAAGAGGCAAAACGUUUAUGCGAAUCAGCAGGGAAAGUCAUGUUAGGCAUCAAUAACUUUUCACAAGUCUUGUAUCUGAUGGAUCUUAUAAAUACAAAAUACAUUCACAUAUACUCUCGACGCACUGGAGACAUAACUUAUGAGAUGGAUGACGGGACCUUGUUUCCAUCUACACUGUGGUGUCCGGGUCAGCCUAAUGAAUACUUGGACUGUAUAGGGGUCCAAAACGACCCCCAGAGUAACUGGUGUACCUACCCUGGAUUAGACGAUUAUGAAUAUUGUUCUCAUUCAUCACGAUUCCUCUGUGUGUAGACAAGACAAAAUCACGACACUUAUGUACAAACAGCUCCAGAGAAUUAGGAGGACUGGAUGGUCGUGGUUAUUGUAGGCUAUAUGAAUCUCCUUGAGAUGAAGAGCUCUGUAUUUAGAUAUAUUAAGAUAAUGUUCAAACUUUUAAGAUAUUGUAUUUAGAUUAUUUUCUUCACGAAUUUAUAGGGUAUGGCAAAACA